AUGGCGGCCACCACUCGGAUCAAUCCCUUACGGUCCUACAUUGGCAAGGGCGCCAAAGCCAACGUCCAGAUCAAGGCCCACCCCAAGUCAACCUUGGUUGCGGGAGCAGCGACCACCCAAGCGGAAGAAGGCGACGAGUACGCAUACACUUCUGCGGACGAUUUGAGCGACAAUCCAUAUUUACUGGAUUUCCUCAUCGACCGAAAGUAG
Molecule: messenger RNA, 210 nt
Organism: Alternaria conjuncta
Lineage: Eukaryota; Fungi; Ascomycota; Dothideomycetes; Pleosporales; Pleosporaceae
Exons: 2
Coding region: 1-210 (69 amino acids)
Source: RefSeq, a predicted model, not a curated record